AUGCGUUCUACAAAUAACAAUUUAGCUUGCUGCAAAGGAGAUAAUGUUUUCGAUGGACAAAUAAAUGGAAAUGAAUCAUACCCCCAAGUAGUAAAUAAACAAUUACCACCUAAGGUAUUAGAACCCAUAAUUCAAAAUAAAAUAGUUGAAAUACCCAAAGAAGUAUAUCUUGAAAAGAUUGUAGAAGUUCCUCAAAUAAAAACUGUAGAAAGAAUAGUGGAACAGAUAAGGCCCGUUAUUAAGUACAAAAAUGUGUAUAAACCCAAAACUGUAUAUGUUGAAAAAGUAAAAAAUGUAGAUAAAAUUAUAUACCAAGAGAAAAUUGUUGAAGUUCCACAAAUAAAAACUGUUGAAAAAAUUGUAGAAGUCCCAGUAUAUGUUAACAGAGAAAGAAUUAUUACUGUUCCAAGAUAUAUGGUUGUAGAAAAAGUAAUCCCCGUAUUAAAAACAUCUAAAAGAGAAAGUAUAAUGGAAGUUCCAGAAGUUAAUUGCCCACACAUUGAUAUAAGUAAAGAAGUAGAAGAUAAAGAAGAAAUACCAAUUAACGAAUUAAAAGAGAAUCAAACCAUAAGUCUUGCUGAUGAAAAAGAAAUCCAAAUAUUAAAUGACUUAACUAGCCAAAAGGUAGAUUCUAAUGCAACCAUUAAUAUGGAAGGUGAACAAGAUACAACUGUAGAUACUAUUACACAAGAAAACUUCUGUGGAACGGUUAGUUGUAAUUUCUUACCAAAUUAUCCAAACUUCUCCAAAAUUGGAAACCCAUUAUGCAAAGGAGGUCCAGAAAAAGAAAAACGUUUUUCAAGUAUCAGCAUCUACAAAUCAAAGGAUUCAGGAUUCCCAAGUAUAAGAAUUGCAAAAACUCCACAAAUGUUCCAAAGAAAUCUUUACUGUUCAUAUGCUUAA
This is a messenger RNA of Plasmodium reichenowi, 903 nucleotides long. Its product is annotated as inner membrane complex protein 1g, putative. The coding region runs from base 1 to 903 and encodes 300 amino acids. The transcript has a single exon. The record is from RefSeq and is a predicted model, not a curated record. NCBI's taxonomy places the organism in Eukaryota, Apicomplexa, Aconoidasida, Haemosporida, Plasmodiidae.